Messenger RNA from Aaosphaeria arxii CBS 175.79, 852 nucleotides. Its product is annotated as riboflavin biosynthesis protein RibD domain-containing protein. Gene Ontology annotation, biological process: riboflavin biosynthetic process. Gene Ontology annotation, molecular function: 5-amino-6-(5-phosphoribosylamino)uracil reductase activity. Bases 194 to 799 code for a protein of 201 amino acids. NCBI's taxonomy places the organism in Eukaryota, Fungi, Ascomycota, Dothideomycetes, Pleosporales. The transcript has a single exon. The record is from RefSeq and is a predicted model, not a curated record.
CGGAAGUGCCCAGGACGGGAGUAGGGGAGCAGGAGGUACAAUAAGUCACACGCCGUUAUGACUAUCUCUCCGUUGUUCGAAUUUCGACCUCCCCCACUGGUCGGACCGUCUUUAUCUCUGCUGCAAUCCUUCCUGCGGGCUUCGAUCUAGACUGCACAUAUAUGCACAGCCGUUCUCACGAACAACAACCACAAUGCGUCGGCUACGAUACAACGUCGCUGUUUCCCUCGACGGCUUCAUAGCUUCUCCGGAUGGCACUACGGACUGGAUUGUCGAGGAUACCAGUAUUGAUUUCGCCGCGCUAUAUGCAUCGUUUUCGACAUUCGUAAUGGGGCGCAAAACCUACGAAACCAUGCAGGCGUACGGCGAGCAGAAUCCCCUGCGGGCAAUGACCCGCGAUGCGCUCAUCGUCGUUAGUAAAAGCAUGAAGGCCGAAGAACACCCAGAAGUCACGAUAGUUGCAGAGCGCGUGGAAGAAUUUGUAGAACAAUUGAAAGGAGCCGCCGGUAGUGGUGGUGGCGUAGCACGAGACAUCUGGCUCUUCGGAGGUGGACAGCUGGCUACGUGUCUUUUGAAUGCUGGCCUGGUCGACACCGUCGAGACGGCCAUCAUGCCUGUCCUGAUCGGGGAAGGUGUGAAGAUGGUCGGCGGCAGCGCUGCUGGAGAUAAGAAAACGACGAUGAAAUUGUCGCUAGAGUCUACGCGACGAUUGUCAGGUAGUGGCAUUUUGAUGUGCACGUAUUUGGUUGCGUCGCUCCCUGCGGCUCCGGGAUCAUGCGGUUCCGAUCUACACCGAUAGGGACUCGAUAACGGAGAACAAUAAUAAUUACCACUCAGGCUGGUAAACGGCGU